This is a messenger RNA of Pyricularia oryzae 70-15, 999 nucleotides long. RefSeq names its product cytochrome oxidase assembly. The transcript is spliced from 2 exons. The record is from RefSeq and is a predicted model, not a curated record. Gene Ontology annotation, biological process: mitochondrial respiratory chain complex IV assembly. Lineage: Eukaryota; Fungi; Ascomycota; Sordariomycetes; Magnaporthales; Pyriculariaceae. Gene Ontology annotation, cellular component: mitochondrial inner membrane. The coding region runs from base 98 to 727 and encodes 209 amino acids.
AGCAGGCAAAGCUCAAGGUUACCUUCCAGGUACAUAAUCAAACCCGACCAAGGCGAGCAUUCUCUUGCCUAAUGCGCCCACAUCAAAUCUCGACAAGAUGAUCUCUAGGAUAGCGAGCAGGAGAUCCUGCUUAUUGCUGAGGACAAACGCCUCAAAAUCAAUUGGACUGGUGCAAAGGCGAGGGGCAGCGAGCUCACCAAAGCUAGGAGAUGGUCCCUUGAUGGAGAGACGUGCGGAUCGGGAGCUUCCUGAUCCCCGAACAAUCGGCCACCGGUGGUCGCGCAGUCUCCCCAUCUUUUUCAUCCUCAUGGCCGCCAGCAGCCUCGCCAUCUUCAACUAUCAAAAGAUGUCGAGCCCCGUGGUGGCCUCGACGCUGUACGCGCUGCGGAUCCACCCGGACGCCCGCGAGUAUCUGGGCGACAACAUCUACUUCAAGCAGCAGAUCCCCUGGAUCAGGGGCGAGAUGAACCAGAUGCACGGCAAGAUCGACGUCUGGUUCACCGUAAAGGGCAACAGGAACUCGGGCGUCAUGCGCUUCACCAGCAGGCGUCCGUCGUCCAGGGCCAUGUUUGAGACGACAGAGUGGAGCCUGGAGAGGGACGACGGCUCCAAGAUCGACCUGCUCAUCGACGGUGAUCCCUUCAAGGGUAUCCAGAUCGGGGAGAGCUUGGACAACUAUUACGACGAUGAGGACGAUGCGCCGCAAACGAGGGGGUUCAGGAAGUAAGGAGGUAAAAGGAUGUUACGAGACAGUGGGGGAAGGGAGGACGGUGAAUAGACAUCCAGCGCCAAUUUUGGGCGAUUUGUUAUUCUUGCACACGUGAUGGGUAGCAUAUUUCCGGAUACGUCUGAGAAUUUGCAUUUGUACAACAAAAAGAAUAUUGCAUAUAUCUGUACAAUAUUACAAUACAUGGUCCGCCAUGGCCUAUGCAUGACCAUACGUAAUCGGACUUUUAACAACAACUCACUCCUCUUCUCACAGCUGCGCCAACUCUCCCC